CAACUGGCAGAAUAUGCAGACUGGGAAAACACAGGAGAAGCUUCUGCAGGUGGUGGUGCACGAGGCAUCACAGCACUUGGCACUCCACACAGGGCAGCAGCUGCUGGCUUUACAUUGGGUGCACCUGCUGUGGACAGAGGAGAGAUGGCAACUCAGAUUGUGAAAAUCCAAUUACAAAAGCAGUGGGUUCCACCCGAGUAGUUGUUCCUCUUUCUGUACUUGGGAAGCAACAGAAAAAUGAGCAGAAAGGUAUGUGUCUUGUUGAUUUUCAUGGAGUUUGUCUUCCUUUUAAUAUUAAUAGUUCCAUCUGCAUUAAGGUCCUUUUUGCAUAUCCUGUUUCUCAAAAUUAGUUAAAACUGUUUCCAUGUAGGUGCUGUAGAGACAUACUUAGCAAAUAUAUUGGAAAAGUAACUUUGUUGGCAAUAACAUUGCAGAGUCUGUGAAUGCUGUAUUGGCUAGAGCAAUAAAUUUGGUUUACAAUAAAAAUAAUGCUUUUCUUCCACUUCCAGUAUUUUUUUGAAUUUUUUUUUAGAAAAUAAUUGUUACCUUGUGAUCCAGAAAAACAAUUUUAUUGCCUUGUGAUCAAAAAAUUAACUCCUUCAGUGAGUUAAAAAAUUCUGUCUAUGGUUAUGAGCUCAGAGUCCUAGAGGAAUCUUAGAAAAUGAAUACAUUAGUAUAAAUGAAAUUGUGUGUCUUGUACUUUACAUUUCAAGCCCUGCCAGUGAGAGAUGUUAUUCUUUCCGAAUUUUUAAGGGCGUUACUUUGUUACUGUGUGGCAAAUGGGCAGAAGACACUGCUCAAACACAAUUCAUUAUUCCUUUAAAUACAGUUCCUUACUCCAUUUUUAAAUAUGUCUAGAAAAAUGAACAAAAUAUGGGAUAUUUUUCCUUACUGACCUUUCCUAGAUACAGGAAUUUAAUUUGGAAUCAGGCUUUGUUGCUUUGACUGAGGAACACUUGAUUUAACCUAGUCAGAGAUUUGGAAAGUUUCUUGAUAGAUUGCAGGAAUUUUUUCUUUUUUAAAGAUUUUGAUACAGGUGGUUUAAUCAGGAAAAUGUUGCUUUUGCCCAAACAGUGCACACUGUUACUGUCUCUUAGAGAUUAGUAACAAAGAGAAUAUUUACCUGCUUUAAUUCUGCAGUCUCUAACUUGCACACAAAAAGAACAGGUCCUGUAGCAUGAGAGUCCUUCUAAUACGCUGCAGUAACAGACUUUGCAGCCUCUGUUAGAGGAGAAGUUGGAAUGAUCUCAGGAGAGCAGAGAAAGCUAUUUUGGAAUUAUUUUCAUUUUUGUUGCUCUUCUAUACAAUUUUUCUGGGAUCUUCAGGUUUUUUUUCCUUUUGCUGAUUUUGCACUUGUUGAAUAUUUUUCAAAAUACUCUUGUCUAAUGAGCAAUUCAGCCUACUUCAAAAGUUGGCUUUUGUUUAUAUGAAUACUUACUGUGUGAUGUGUUGUUCCUUUCAUGUUCCUGGGUCCCUAUGGAAACUGUUGGAUUUCCAUCAUAGAGCUCUUUGAAAAGAAUUCAGUGGUUUCUGUCUCCCAAGUUCAGUAAAAGCUGUCCUGUAUUAUCCCUUCAGAAAGCUGAGACAUGUAGAAGAGAUGAGAAACCAUCAUGCAGUCCUUUCUUAACUCUUUAAGUGUAUCUUGUUUUGAUACAAGUAAUUUUGCCACAUUCCUUCCCUGUGGUAAAAUGAAUAGAAGCAAAGACAAAUGUUCUGAGACAAAUGUUGCAUCAUGAAGGAAUUUGGUGUCAGUUAGCUGCAAUAACAGAAUGAAUUCUUGCGUUUUACUAGGUGGGAUGGGUAGAGCAGAUGCAUAGUGAUUUAUAUUCUGAACCUGUGUUCCACAACACACAGACGUGUACACACACAAACGCACAUGCUUGAUGCACCAGUCAAUGCACCCAUUUUGGCCCAGUUGUGGCCUGCUCUGUAGCCCUGGAGGAACAUGCUGCUCUCUUGUCAUGUCUGACAAGGUUCAGCAUGGUCAAAUAAAUAUAAGCAGGACUCUUCAAACUGAGGUAGAAGUGGCCUAUAUUUGUAUCAGGCACCAACUGGCACAACUUUUAAGAUGAGCUGGUUUAAGGCAGCAAGUUACUGGGUUCCUUUUUUAGCAAGGGAUAACAAACAUGCUAAAACUGUAACUUAAGUGUGUGUAAGUAACAUAAUGUCUCCAAGUUGCAUGCUGGUCUGAGUACAGGGAGCCAGGAUUUCCUUGAAACUUCUGGAUAGUUUCCAAAGUUGGUUCUUGACACAUCGGAUUUUUGAGAUGCUUAGAAUAAGGACUUUUGUGUGCUGUAUGUGUAAGGUACUCUACAACCAUGAAGGAAUUUAAUUAACACCUCUGCUAGACAAGAGGCAGUCAAGUUUAGGGAAAUACAAAAUUGUCAGGAGACUAUAUUUCUGAUAAUAUGUUUCAGUGUUUCGAAAUACUGAAAUAUGGAUGUUUUACUUGGAGCAAGUACAUUAAGUGACUGUUUGACACUGUCCCUUGGGAGCAGAGGUCUUUAGACUCUGGUUGGGUUGUUUCCAGCACUUCUAGCUGUAGAAUAGGCUGAUAGUCACAGUAUGUUCUCCCAUUGCUGUAGCUGUUUUGAUGUACUGCUUAUGUUUUCCAAGUUUCUGGAAAUUUCAGUUUAUUCUGAUGUCAUUGUUCCAUCUGUCCUUUCCAUGCCUUUUCCUAAAUGGAUAUAGGAAUGCAGCAAUCUCCUAACCAGACAUCAAGAACAGGAAAAUCAAGGAAAGCAAUAGAUGACUUCUCCCAAGGAGACUCAAUAAGAAGCUCUGAGAAAGAGGGGAGCGAUGACAGUUGGCAUACCUCUGAGGAAGAGGAACUUGAUUUUACCCCCAAGAAGCUGCAGAAGCCAAACCUGACACUGUUAAUGAAUGCUUCACAGCAGUUCAGGAAAAACAAUGAUGGUGGUGGUUCUAGAAUUGAAAGUCCUGAGUCACCAAAGAAAAGUCUCAAACAAAGAAUGCCAUCAGGUGCAAAUGUGAACAAAGGGGACAGUGAAGAAUUGUUUAAUCAAGAUGUCUCAGCUGCAAGCAACCUGGAUGAAGAAGAAUUGGAGGAGGAAGAGGAGGAGGAAGAGGAAGAAAAUGACAAUGAAGAUGGUGAUGAAGAUUAUGAGGAGGAAGAGGAGGAGGAGGAGGAGGAUGAUGGUGAAGAUUUUACUGAAGAUGAAAAGGAGGAGGAGGAACUGAAGGAUGAAGAAACUCAGUCUAAUGAAAUACUGGAGGAGGAGAAAACAGAACCUAAAGGGGAAAUUAAUCAGAAAUUAGAGUAUUUCAGUAAAGCAAAGUAUGAAGGGGAUGCUCAAUGUGGAAUGGGAAAUGUCUGUGAUGAUGAUGAAAUAAAUAAAGAACAUGAUGAAAAGGUGGAAGAAUCUGUUGAUACUCCUGUGUCUUUCAUAGCUGGGUCUUGUGAAAGGAUUCAAGAAAAUAAAACAGCAGUGUCUCCAAAGAUCAUGAAUAAUGAAGUAUCUUGCAAGUCAGUACCAAAACAAGCUGUCUUUCAAAAUCUAAAUAAUCUGCAAGGUACACAAGAAAGCUGGAACAGAAAAGGUGUGAUUGAGGAGAAAUUUCAGAGAAGUGCUGACUCCUGUUUUCCAAACUCUGAAGUGACAGACUGGAAAAAAGAGAUACCUCAGCCUCUCUUAGAUAGUUGUGGUGUUAAGGAGAAAAGGUCAAACUUCAGUGAUGGCUUUGAAAGUGGCAAUAAUUCUUGGUUAGCAGAAAAAACCCUGGGACCUGAAAGUGAAAGACCAACUUCUGUCCUGCUUGAACAUGUGGAUGGUGAAGAUACUGAAGAAGAGGAAUAUGAAGGAGUAGAUGAUAAAGUCUAUAAACCACUGAAAAAAGAAAGUGAAAACUCGCACUUAAAUAAGCAAGAAGAAAAUUUGAGAGCAGCAUUUCAUUCAAGUAGCGAAGAAGAAUCAUCUGAACAUGAAGAGAAGGAGGGUGCUGGCAAAAAGCUAAAAAUUGCAGUUGCUGAGGAUGUGAAAAACUCUCUUUGUAAUGAUAGGCAUGAAGUCCACAAAGCUUCAAAGGACAACUGUGAUGCCCUCCCAACAGUGGGAACAGAGCAAGAGGAAGAUGCUGAAUCUCCCUGGGAUUCUGAGGUUACACAGGCAGAUUCUGAAAUGCCAAGCAAAAUACCAUGUGGUGUGCUGCUCCCAGCUGCAGAGAGACAUGGAACAUGCUCCCAGUUUGUUUCAGGGGAAAGUGACAAUGGCUUUUUGGAGAAACCCAACAAUUCACAGCUGAAGACUCCCAUAUCUGCUUUGGAAAUGAAUGAAACUUCUCCUGAAAACAGGCAGCAGAAAUCAGAUCUGUUGCAGGAAUUUGAUUUAGAAGAUGUUGAGGAUAUUGAAGGUGAGUACUCAGGAUCUACUUUUCAUAUGUCAUCAGCAGCUGAAAAAGAAGAUAAGGAUGCCAUUGAAAACUGUGGAGUGUGGGAUAAAUUUAUUUUACAAACUACCAACCUGAUAGAAAAAACAGCACAUGGAAAUCAGACCGACAAAGCAGAAGUUUCACAUCAGAAAGCCCUAACAAAAAAUGAGGAAUCGCACAGUGCUGACAAAGAGUUAAAUCGAAAACCUUGGGAAGAAAGAUAUGAAAGAAUGUGGGUUGAAAAUGAGAAAAGGGAAUUGAAAACAAAUUUCAAAAACAUUACAGCAGAGCUGAAGCAGUUGUUUGGUGAAAAUGAAGCUGGGGAAACUGCUUCACUCAUGGAAGAAAUACCAGAAGAUGGCUUUGGUGAAGAAUUGAAGAGUUCUCACAUUUUUUCAUCUCCUGUGACCGAAUCAAGUAAUAAUUUAGAAAGACAAGGUGAAUUUGGGGAUAUUAAACUUGCACUAGGUGGAAAAAUACCCCAAAUGGAAAUUGUAUUUCCAAGUCAUGGUGUUCUGGUUGAUCAAAAUAGCUUAAAGACAAAUGGAGAAGAUACCUGGAAUACAAAUGAAGAAUCUGACAUUAACAAUGUAGAUAACAGAAAGGUGUCUCUAGCUAAAGGAGAGAAAAAGAAAAUGCCUACUAUGGAAACAGAAGAGAAUGAUAAUGGAAAUAGUAGAAAUGCAGAGGAAGGGCUUGCUUACUCCCUGAGACAUAGCUUAAAAUCAAGUAUUUUGGGUGACAUUUCUAAUACUCUUCCUCAAAUAAGACCUGUUUGUACAAGUGAUGAAAGUGUACCUUCUGUAACAGAAAUGAAACUUAAAAUGUACUCUGGAUUUAAUGAUGAUGUUCCCAAGGACUGCUGUAUCAACAGUAAUAUAGGAGAAACUGAAAGUCUUUUCAUUAGUGCUCAGGAAUCGUGUGACAUGCUGAAAAGAAAUCUUGAUGAAGAGCUAAAACGAGAUAUAGAAAGAUUUAAGAGUAAGGUAGGAUUGCUGCAAACAGUAUUCCUGGCUUUGGAGAAAGAGAAGGUACAGCUGCAAAAAGAGGUUGAGAAGGAAAAAAACAAAGAAAGAUGUUUCAAUAUGCAGACAGUAGCAAAAGAGGAAAAUGUUGAUAAAUUAAAUACACCACCAGGCAACAUUACUAAUCAGCAAACGAAAGAAAAGCUUUCACUAAGGAAGAAUGACUCUUUGAAAAUGCAGGAUGAAAACACUACAGAAGAGAAAGUCAAGAAUUUUUCACCUGAGGAGAGUGAAUUUGCCCUGAAUCAUGAUGUUGCAAAGAGCAAUAAAGGACAGACUUCAAAGCAGAAGGCUAAUCAGCAGAUGAACUCUUCCAGUGGGAAGAAUUUUCGAGUACCAGAUGAUAGCACUUCCAGUGAAACAUCUCAAGAGGAAGGAAGACCUGCAGCAAAAACAGCGAGUGAAAAGAACAAGGUCAGCAUACAAAUGGAUGUAACUGAUGACCUCGAUUUAACUCACUCAUCUGACACAACAUCAGAGGACGUCAAAUUACCAACAUCUACCUACAAAGAGGCUGUGUUGCUCUUAGAACAGCUUACUGUGGAUCAUACAGGUUCUGCUAUUUUACUGAAAAUUCAAAACAUACUUCUUAAAUAUGAACAAAUAAUAGAGCAUGAAAAAAAUCGGUAUGCAGCCGUCUGGAGAGAAGUAAGAAAAUUGCAAAGUGAAAAGGAGGAAUCAAAAUUAAUAGCAGAAGAGACUCAAGAUUUGAAAUCCAUAUUGGCUCAUCAAGAAGUGGAAUGGAAAAGUGAUAUCCAAAGCCUUAAGUUUACUUUGAAGCAAGAAGAAGAAAAGAGGCUCAGAGUAGAAACACUAUAUGAGAAAACAAAAGAAAAACUCAGAAGGAAAGAAGAGCAAUAUUGUAAAGAGAUGGAGGAGAAACAGCAACUUGAGUUACAAUCAAGGAAUUUAGAAAUGGAGUUAGUAACAUUGAGAAAGCUCUUCAAACAGGUUGAAGAUGAGCGUGAUGAAACACAGAGACAGCUCUCUCAGGAAAAGAGUGCCAGAGCCCUGCAAGAAGGCAUUUUGAACAACCACCUUUGGAGACAAAAGGAACUAGAAGAAGAGACAAGAAGAACUAUAGCAAAAAGUUCAGAUGAGUCCGACACUGAGAGAGAAAAGGAUCUGUUGUACAAAAAUCAGUUACUGCAAGAUGAGAUUGCCGUGCUAAGACUAGAACUUGAUCAAAUAAGACUUAGGCACCAGGAGGAAGAAGGAAAAUAUUUAGAGGAAAAUGAGACCUUGAAAGAAAAAAAUGAAGAUCUCCAAAAAGAACUUAAGCUGAAUGAGGAAGCCUUAACACAAACAGUUUUUCAGUACAAUGGACAACUGAACUUACUAAAGGCAGAAUCUGCAAUGCUAACUUCCAAACUUGAGCAGACAAAAGAAAGCAAAGACAGACUAGAGACAGAAAUUGAAUCAUUUCGUUCCCGCUUGAACACUACUGUUCAAGAACUUGAGCGUCACCAGUCAUCAAGAAGUGAUGUUGAACGAACGUUUCAGAGGGAACGCGAUGAAUGGCUUCGCCUGCAAGACAAGCUCCAUCAUGACCUCUCCGAUGUGCAAGAAGCCAACAAGAGCUUGUCCCAGCAGCUGAGUAAAGCUGAAAGCAAAGCUAAUAGUCUAGAAAAUGAGCUGCACCAGUUAAGACAAACACUCAGAGAGAAAACAUUGCUUUUAGAAAUGACACAAAAAGAAUUAAGUCAAACCCAGGGUCAGGCAAAGGAAUAUGAUCAUGCUCGACAGCUUGAGAAAGAACAAGUAAACAAACUUAUAAUAAAGCAGGAAUCCAUGCAGGAGCGAUUGGCCCAGCUCCAGAGUGAAAACGUUUUGCUCCGUCAGCAACUGGAAGAUCUGCAGAACAGGGGGAUCAUCAAAGAAAAAGUAGUUAAUGAUGUGCAAGAUCGGUUUAAUGAUAUUUUCAACAAACUCAGAGCUGAUACUGAAAAGCAAGUUUACCUAGUGGAAGAGAGAAACAAGGAAUUAAAUGCCAAGUGUAUUGAUUUAAGAGAACAAGUCUUCAAAUAUGAGACUGACAAAAUAGAGAGAGAGGGCAUGAUCAGACAGCUGCAGCAGGAGCUUGCUGAUGCUCUUAAAAAGCAAUCUAUGUCAGAAGCUUCACUUGAAGUUACUACGCGCUACCGCAGUGACCUGGAGGAGGACAAGCUGCACUUGCAAAAGGAGUUGGAAAAGGCUAAAACCAAGUUGCGGGAGGUGGAAGAAAAGUAUCUUCAGUCUGAACAUUGUGUUCGUGACUUGAAGACUGCCUUGGAUGGUAAGGAAAGAGAAGCAACAGCUUCUGCCCAGAAACUGCAGGACCAGCUGUUGGCAUCUUCUGAGACUAACACUACUAUAAAACAACUGGAAGAACACGUGCAACACCUUGAAAUUGAAAACACGAAAUUGGAAGCCACUGUCCAGCAACAAAGCAAUAGGAUUGAAGCCCUGCAAAGAGACCUGCAAGCCUCUGCCUCGGUUCAUAACCGCCUGGAAGACUUGAUAAUGAGCUUACAGACAGCACAGGCAGCUGCAGAGGACCACCACAAGCAGGUGCAAAAGCAGAAUGUGCUGGCUCUGACAUCAAAGGACUUGCAGAGCAUGUGGGAAGAGCAGUUUAAGUCAAGAUCAAACCUUGAAGAGCGUGUUGCUCAACUUGACAGGGAAAAGGCAGACCUCUUUGAACAGUGUGAGAGUGAAAGAAAGAAAGUGAAGAAACUGAUAGAGUUAAAACGCCCAGUUGAACUCCGUCUGGACCAAGAAAUGAGACGAAACUUAGAAUUGCAGAAAGACUUGAAGAGGUUGAAGAGACUUCUCAGUAGAGCUACAAAGAAAAUAAAGGUGUAUGAGGAGAGAGAAAUGGAGUCACAGCUUAAUUUGAAGGGAGAAAUGAAGAGCAGAUAUUCUGAAAUGGUCAGUGAAGUUGAUAGAUUGAGAACAAAGGUUGCUGAACUUUCCCAGCAGCUGGACAUGGAGUCUAAAAAAAGCAUGCAGCUAGAAGCCCAAAACCGGGAAUUGCGGGAAGAGCUAUCUACCCUGCAUGGGAACUGUGAAAAACUGGAGAAGAGCAAAUGCCAGCUGAAAGAAGAAGUGGCAAAACUCCAACAUCACUUGGAGACUAACAUGGUGGAUCACAGCCAAAUAGAACAGUAUAAAAGAGAGGUUGAUGAACGAGCAGGCCAAGAAAUAAGACAAAAACUACAAGAAGUCAAUCUGUUUUUGCAAGCACAGGCAGCCUCCCAGGACAGACUAGAACACAUCAGAGCAAGUCAUCAUGCUUCUCUGAGAAGCCAGCUAAAAGACAGAAUUAGAGAUCUUGAAUGUGAAUUGGACAAGAUCAAAAAUACUCAACAAGACAGUACUUUUCCAAAAGAAUGUGUACAGGCAGAAGUGGAAAAGUACAAGGAGCUGUAUCUGGAGGAAGUGAAAACUAGACGAUGCCUAGCAAAGAAACUGGAAAGAGCUAAUGAGAGACUUGAAGAAGCCAAUGCUAAGCUCCUCCGGGAGCGCCAUAAAAGCAAAUCAUUAAUCACAAGCAGCAUUGUCAGCGGAGGUCUGGCUGCAUCUCCAGUUCUGUAUUCAACUGCACUGGGACAUCUUGGCAACAAUUUGGGACUGAGCAGAAGUCUCAGUCUAGGAGGAAGCUUCCUCACCCCAGCUGAGAACACAUUAUCCCCGAGAAACAGAGUUGCAGCCUUUGUGGCCAAGGUACGACAGGAACUGGAUGAAAAAAUCACUAAGGAACUGAAAGAAGCCACUGCUGAACUUGAAACUGGAUGUGCUGGAUCUUCCAAAAACCUUCAUGUGGACCAGGAUCCCCUUUGCAGAGCAAUAGAGGAGUACCGUGAUGUUUUAACCAAAAAUUACAUGAUUUGAAUGAAAUGCUAUGGAAAGGCUCUGAACCCUUUUUGCUUUUAUAGAAAGCACAUCUAUGGUUUCCCUUCUCCCCAGUUCAGAUGUGAAAACUUGUUCAUUGCAGUCUGAAUAUAAACUCCAUUAAAUGGAUGUCAAGCACAGUGCACCCAUCUGUUGGUUUUUUUCUGCAUAGCUGGUUUCUUUUGCACUCACAAUAAGAACCACAUCCAUUUUUUCUGUCCAGGAGAUUGACUGAUCUGGAUUCUUGAGCUUGACACAACUGUCAGAAAUGUUUUCUCUUACAGUAGCUUCAUUAUGUUGCAUUAUUCGUGUUCUGUGUUUUAGCAAAAGCAUUCCCUUUGCUCUGUUUAAUCCUUUCCCUCAAUGUGUUUGUAAGUUCUCCAGUGUUAUUUCAGUGCUUAGGACAUCAUCUGAUGUUCUUUGAGCCCAGUGCUUCAAUCCUGAUGCGGUACUAAGUUCUGCUAAUUAACUUAGAGUGAAAGAAUGAGAGGCUCUACUUCCAGCUGGAGAAAAGGGCACUUUACAUUGUUGUCACUUUAUGCAACAUAAGUUUAAAAUGACUGUGUGUAGUAGUGCCAAGACUUGUUUUAUGGUCUUUUUUGGUAUUUUUAUUUUGUAUCACGGAAUGAGUGAGGUUGGAAGGGACCUCUGGAGGCUAUUUUUUCUAGCCCUCCUGCUCCAGGAGCACCACCUUUAGCUAGCUUCCCAGAUCUGUGUUGGUUUUUUAAUUACUGAAAAAAUGGAGGCUCCAAAGCCUCUAUAGGCAACCUGCCUCAUGAUCAGUCACUGUCACAGUACAUUUGAAUAUCAUGAGGGAUAUUCAAACUCAGUACCUCUCAUGGUAUUAGUGUUGAUUUCUGUAUUAAAAAUUGCUGCAGCUUCAGACUUUUGCAGCUCUUCCUUGAACACUUAUGGUACACCUGAAAACACUUUCCGUGGGAGGGGUAGAAAAGGAGCAUUAAUAUUAUCAACACUCCUCAGUACUCUCCAGAACUUUUGUGAUAGGAUACCCAAUCUUUUUGUUGCUGCUAGCAGCUGAUGAUAUGGUGUCUGUAGCCCAGAUGUGGUGGAAAAUUGAUAGCAACUAUAUAAGCAAUUUUACUUAUUUCAGGGAGUUACUGGCUUUUAAUUAAGAUGUGUGUUGUCAUUUCCCAUCUGCAAAAGUCACCAGCAGAGUAUAGAACAAAGUCCCAGUUCUGGAAAAGUAAGAAUAAUUGUACUGAGAUGAAUCAAUACUGAAAGAAUUUUAGGGUUUUACCCACUAUUUUAAGGACUUGAGUAAACAGAUAGUGAGAAAAGCAUUAAAUGCUGCUGUAACACCCUUCCUUUUUAUAUGAAUACAUUUUUGUGAAGCUAUUACACUGUAUUUAAUUGAACUUGAUAUUUAAUAAACUUUGCAGUCUAGAA
Molecule: messenger RNA, 10694 nt
Organism: Motacilla alba alba
Lineage: Eukaryota; Metazoa; Chordata; Aves; Passeriformes; Motacillidae
Product: ankyrin repeat domain-containing protein 26-like
Exons: 34
Coding region: 2682-9287 (2201 amino acids)
Molecular function (GO): protein binding
Source: RefSeq, a predicted model, not a curated record